AUGUAUAACUUCCGGGUCAAGUACAUCAAGGGGAAAAGCAACUGCGCCGCGGACGCUCUCUCGCGCUACCCAGCAUUAGCAAGCGCACCAGAGGACUCAGACGAGGCUGACGAUGAAGCAGUGUGCGCUGUCAUGGUCGCCGCGGCAGCAGACGCCUCUACGGACGAUGUGGGUCAUGUGGUAGACCUACGUCAUGUGGAGGAGGAGGCAGUCAGAGAUGAGGAAUAUCGGCUCCUCCAUGAGUGCGUGGCCAAUGAUGGUUGGGGUGAGCGGAAGGACGCCGAGCCGGCCGCGCUACGCCCGUACUUCAGAAUGCGGCGGCACUUGUCGUGUCAAGGCAGCAUUGUUCUAUAUACCAGCGAUGAGAGAUUCCCCCGCCUCGUCAUCCCAGCCGCCCUCAGACGCACCGUGCUCGCCAAUCUCCACGCCGGUCAUCAAGGCAGAGACUCAAUGCUUCGCAGAGCCAGGCAGUCUGUAUACUGGCCCGGCAUCGACGCAGAAGUGGAGCAAAACGACGCCAGUGCCAGGCUGGCUAGAAGUGGAACACCUGUCUGGGAAGCCACCAGCUCCCGCCUCAUCACGUUGUUCCGGCGGUGGUUCACACGCUUCGGCAUCCCUGAAGAGCUCUCAUGUGACGGGGGCACCAACCUCACUAGCCACGAGUCAAGAAGGUUCUUCGAGGACUGGCGCGUCACCCUACGAAUCUCAUCAUCCCACUACGCCCAAUCUAAUGGGCGUGCAGAAGCAGCUGUGAAGUCGGCCAAGAGGCUGCUAAGAGGCAACACAACUCGCGGGGGCUCCUUAGACACCGACAGCAUUGCCAGGGCGAUCCUCCAGUACCUGAACACACCCCUGCACGGCCUCGACGCAUCCCCAGCGCAGCUGCUGACAGGCAGACAGCUGCGAGACGCCAUACCCGUGGAGAGCUCCCGCUACUUCAUCAAUGAGCAGUGGGGCAGAACACUGCGCGAUCGGGAACGUGCCAUGAUCGACACGUCAGUCAACUCAUCCAUACGGCACGACCAGCACGCCCACAGCCUGACACCCUUAAGGCCCGGGCAGCGAGCACGCAUCCAAAACCCAUCCAGCGGGCGGUGGGAUCGGGUGGGAACCGUGCUCGAGCUGUCUGCACCCCGCCAGUAUCUUCUACGACUCGACGGUAGUGGGAGAGCGUCCAUACGGAAUAGACGUCAUCUUCGUCCUCUCAUCGGUGAACCACAGCUGUCGGAUGAUUUGACUACGUCCCAUACACCUGUGCGCGUCACCACACCACGGCCUCGUCGCACCCAGCGAGCACCAAGGCACCUUGAUGAUUAUGUCUUGAACUCUCCUGUUUAG
This is a messenger RNA of Portunus trituberculatus (swimming crab), 1338 nucleotides long. RefSeq lists its product as uncharacterized. Gene Ontology annotation, molecular function: nucleic acid binding. The transcript has 2 exons. Gene Ontology annotation, biological process: DNA integration. Bases 1 to 1338 code for a protein of 445 amino acids. NCBI's taxonomy places the organism in Eukaryota, Metazoa, Arthropoda, Malacostraca, Decapoda, Portunidae. The record is from RefSeq and is a predicted model, not a curated record.